Molecule: messenger RNA, 1091 nt
Organism: Odocoileus virginianus texanus
Lineage: Eukaryota; Metazoa; Chordata; Mammalia; Artiodactyla; Cervidae
Gene: LY6G6C
Product: lymphocyte antigen 6 family member G6C
Cellular component (GO): protein-containing complex; external side of plasma membrane
Source: RefSeq, a predicted model, not a curated record
GGACAGAGCGCUAGCCGCCCCGCCCCCACCCCCGUCCCAGGAACCCCCAGCCGAGGCCUCUCUCCCUGCUGGGGGCGUGUGUCAGAGUAAGGUCCCUGCGCAUGAAGGCAUAGACCUACCCAGAGCUUUGCAGUAGGCCCGGUCUCCCAGCACAUGAAGCUCCGUACGGCUCUCCUCGUCUUGGCGACCCUUGCAGAUAAAGGUGCCCGAGUCCCCCGCGCUCAAGAGCAGCUCCAGUCGCCGGAUACCAAGGACCCUCACCAUGAGAGCCCUUCUCCUGCUCUCCUUGUCUGCUCUGCUCUGCUGGGUCUCAGCUGAUAUUCGAUGUCACUCCUGCUACAAGGUCCCAGUGCUGGGCUGUGUGGACCGGAAGUCCUGCCGCCUGGAACCAGGACAUCAAUGCCUGACAACCCAUGCGUACAUCGGGAAGAUGUGGGUUUUCUCCCGACUCGACUGUGGCACACCAGGAGAGCCCUGUAAGCCAGGGGUCAACCAAACCAACCAGAAGGGGGGCCUGACCUAUAACACCACCUGCUGCAGCCAGGACAACUGCAAUAGCCCAGCCCCUCGGCCCACACCAGCCCUGACCCUUGUCUUCCUCACCUCCUUGGCUGGCCUUGGCUUCUGGCUAUUGCACUGAGACUGGCUCCAUGGCUGCCCCUCCUCCCAUCUGCCUUCGCCUGAGCCUCUCUUGUGUUUCCAUACACCCUGCUUCCCUUUGCUCAGAAAAGCAUCUCUCCAGAUGCUUCAUAUUGCUUUAACUAGACAGCGGUCUCUCCAUCCAUCUUUCCACCCACGCCCUCCACUCUGCUUUCCCAGAGACCCUUCCCAUUUCCCUCGACACCACUCCAGAUCCUCCAUUGCCUUCAGGGAGUGCUCCCCACUUUGCUUCCUGCGCUCUCCCGUGCCCUGUGUAAAGAGCAAUUGGAAUCUGGACCUGAAAUGGAGUUCUGUCCUGUCUCCAGUGAAGGCUGCCAGGAAGCACCUGAUAACCUCACCGUAUAAGCUGACACUUCAAAUCCUGGCUCCCAUACAUACCUCAUCCCCAUGCCCACCCCUUUCCAUUCCAAGUAAUAAAUGUGUAAAGCCGA